AUCACAGCACUGUAAGCGCGCGCACUGCUCCUCAAGACAUUCACCAUACAGUUCAAGGUUAAAAUUACCUGCAAUCUGGAUGCAUGAAGUCACUGUCGUCAGAAGAGUCAGCCGGUGUGGAUAUUUUUGUCUUCUCUCUUCGGGUUCAUAAAUUUGAAGGUCGAGAAGCAAAAUGACAAGUCCCCAGUAUCUCCUGUUUCGUGUGAUAUUGGCUGUGGUUUCAUCGCUGGUCUACAGUAGUGCAUCUAGCACAAAGAAUGAAGACUACGACUUGUCGCAGAUGGCGGUCCCAAUGAUUCUGGACCAAAGCACUGUGAGGCUUCAAAGCCCAGAAUUCAUUACUGAUGUUGAUGAGCCAAGAGUAAUGUGUGGGAUUGAGUGCCAAAAAAACCUGCCAGAACUGAGGCCUGCUGAGCUGGAUCAACUACUGUCUUAUGAAACAAUCUACGAGAACGGAACCCGUACCUUCACCAAAAUCAAACUGGAAGGGGUCACUGAAUUGAGGAACAUAUCUUCAGUUUUCUCCAAUCCAGGACACCUCAGACGCAGAAAACGUCAGGUCUACGGCAUGGACGGGCGCUUUGUGAUCACAGAUAAACACUUCACCACCAAUUACCCGUUUUCAACCUCAGUGAAGCUCUCUACUGGAUGCUCAGGGAUCCUGGUUUCUCCAAGACACGUACUGACUGCUGCCCACUGUGUCCAUGAUGGCAAAAGCUACCUGAAAGGAACUAGGAAGCUCAGAGUGGGUAUCCUUAAACUCCACACCAGGCAUAGGGGAGGGCGCCAACGAGGAGGCAGGAGGAAAGGAGAAAAGAGAAAAAGUGAAGUGGGAAAUGAAGAUGCAGCCAAUGAAGGAGAAUUAGUUCAAAGAGAAAGGGAACACAAGAGGAAAAGGAAGAACCGUUUCAGGCGUGGUUCUGAUUCCUAUCAGUCCAGAUUAACAGGUACAGAGUCCAGACAGCAAACGUUCCGGUGGGCACGCGUCAAACUAAUACAAGUGCCAAAUGGCUGGAUGAGGAGUGUUGGCAAGGAGGUCUCGGCUGACUUUGAUUACGCCCUACUGGAGCUCAAACGACCCCAUAAGAUGAAGCACAUGGAAUUAGGAGUAGUUCCUGUAGUCACUGACAUCCCUGCAGGGAGAAUCCACUUCUCAGGUUUUGAUGAUGAUCAGUCAGGGAAAGUGGUCUACCGAUUCUGUUCAGUUUUAGAAGAAUCAAAUGACCUAAUGUACCAGUACUGUGAUGCGCAAAAGGGGUCCAGUGGAGCUGGUGUGUACGUAAGGCUAAGAGAGCCGGACAGGAAUAUGGGAGUAAAAGGGAAGUGGAAGAGGAAGAUAAUCGGUGUGUUCUCUGGACACCAGUGGGUGGAUGUUGAUGGAACACAGAAGGACUAUAAUGUGGCAGUCAGAAUAACACCAGCAAAAUAUGCCCAGAUAUGCCACUGGAUCCAUGGUAAUGCCAGCCAGUGUAGAUUGGCCUAAGUCACUUAAGACACAUUCUCUGGUGAACGUAACCACAUUUAUCACGUCUAACUUGAUGUCAACUGGUCCUUAAGACUGCUGGGAUGGUCUUCGGAUAGAAGCACGAGUGAACACUAGCCAUGUUUGUUGCCAAAAGUCCAUGCAUGUCACUGGUUGACACUCCACACACAAUGUCUUUUUUGAAAGAUGAAGUUGUAUGCUGUAGUAUUCAUUUCUUGAGGCUGAGGUUGUUGGCUUUGUAAUGUCAUGUUCAGGCCAUGUUUGUUCCAAAGCAAAUCACCAGCUGAGGCCAAAAGUAAUUCAGUUAAAUACUGAAACAAAACAGCUUGACCUUCUGCAUGACUUGUGCAAAGUUCUUAAUUUCCUGUACAGAUGUUGAGAAGAGGGUUUACAUUGUAAAUUUCUAUUAAGUAAAUUUAAGACUUCAGUAGGUUCUCCAGCAGAUACCAAUUCACUGGAAAUUUGUUCACCUAUUUUCAAGUAAUUAUACAUUUAGCUAUAUUUUUAUUUAAAUAUUGAAUGCAUUUGUCUAAUAAAGCUAAUUGAGUCAAAAUAAUUGUAAAUGUAUUACAAUAGUUACAUUUAGUGGUUUUCUAAUGCAAAACUGCUACAAAACACACUUAGGCCCCAUUUACACCUGGUAUUAACAUGCAUGUUGGACGAUAUGUUUGAAACGGGACAACGCUCAAGACAGGUGUAAACGGGAUCCAAAAUGUUUUUAGA
Molecule: messenger RNA, 2206 nt
Organism: Myxocyprinus asiaticus (Chinese sucker)
Lineage: Eukaryota; Metazoa; Chordata; Actinopteri; Cypriniformes; Catostomidae
Product: inactive serine protease 35-like
Exons: 2
Coding region: 173-1483 (436 amino acids)
Biological process (GO): proteolysis
Molecular function (GO): serine-type endopeptidase activity
Source: RefSeq, a predicted model, not a curated record